Sorghum bicolor (sorghum) is the source of this 1058-nucleotide messenger RNA. Its product is annotated as proline-rich protein 36-like. The coding region runs from base 272 to 835 and encodes 187 amino acids. The transcript has 2 exons. NCBI's taxonomy places the organism in Eukaryota, Viridiplantae, Streptophyta, Magnoliopsida, Poales, Poaceae. The record is from RefSeq and is a predicted model, not a curated record.
UACAUUUUAUUAACUUGCAUUUGGGUACCGCCUAGGCUCAGCCCGUCCAAGCACACACCCGGGUCCAACCCCGCCUAGGCUCAGCCCGUCCAAGCACACACCCGGGUCCAACCCCGCCUAGGCUCAGCCCGUCGGGUCCAGCCCUUAUCCAAAUAGGAAGGGACGUCUCUGUGUCUCCAUGAGACCGCGAGUCCUUCUGCCGUAGUCGAUCGCUACUCCUCUCCCCUGUUUCUCUCUGUGCUUUGAGGAAGACGUUGAGGAUGAAGACGCCAUGCCACCGGCCAGGGGAGGCACUGGCCCUCACCCCGCCGCGCCACCGGCGGCAGGAGGCACCUGCCUGUGCCCCGCCGCAACACCGCCUGCGGGAGGUACAUGUCCGUGCCCCGCCGUGCCCCCAUCGGUCGAUGUCAUGCCACUAGCCGAGGGAGGCGCCAGCCCUCGCCCUAUCGCGCCACCGGCCAUGGGAGGUAUGUGUCGGUGGCCCGCUGGCGACACUGCCUACGACACUAGGCGUCCUUUGCCCCCCUCAUGCCUACAAGCUGCCAACAAAUCUCGAGUAGCAGCGGCCAUGGCACCGCCCACUGCACCCCCAUCGCCUCCAUCGUGCCUCCUUUCCCCUCUCUCCGCACCUGCACCGAACCACACACCACCGGCCGUCGCAACGCAAGGUACACCGUACAGAGGAGGCGGUCGUCUAUGCUACCAUGACCCUGACGUGCCACCGGCCGAGGGAGUUGCCCGCUCGCGCCCCGUACGAUGUCAAGUUGUCCAUCGAAAGGCAACCAUUUUGGGUGGCAAGGCCAACUAUGGAAAGCAAGCUGACAUGACACAGUGAUAUUGAAUAAUCCAAACAGUGCGUUCAAAGCAUCAUGCAAAAAUUGAAGCGUUAGAGAAUUGAUAAGAUUAGUUUGAAUGGAUUGUUAGGCUUUGGAUGGAACUCAAAUGCUACUAUUUGGCGGCAACAAACAAAUUCUUGACUUAUGAUCAUGAUUAGCCUUAAACUUGUGCGUUUCAGGCUCCAAAUUUAUGCUAUCAUUGACAAACUUUAAAUUGUUUUA